CCUGUUUUGGUCAUGUGACUGUUCUUAUGAUCAGUGUUAACAGCUCCAGGAACAUCACUGCAGCUGAGGAGUUAAUGCUACAUUAAUUGCCGUAAAUCGCUGUAGUUGUUCAGAACCGCUGCAGUGGCUGAGAUCCUCUGUCUUUUUAUUAAGCUCAGUGAACCGACGCGUUUCUUCGCUGUCUUUUUGGAUGAAUUAACGGCUGUGGCUAGCUGUUAGCAGUGAGCUAUGUCGGAAGUGGAGGAGCAGGGAAAGAAACCUAGUGAGGAGUCCACAGAUGACUCAGAGGAAGAAGACAGUGAGGAGGAACCUAAAUUGAAAUAUGAACGAUUGGCCAAUGGGGUGACGGAGAUUCUGCAGAAGGAUGCGGCCAGCUGCUUGACCGUACAUGACAAGUUUCUGGCCCUGGGGACUCACUUUGGGAAGGUCUUCCUUCUCGAUGUCCAAGGAAACGUCACCCAGAAGUAUGAAAUUAGUUCGGUGAAGAUAAAUCAGAUCAGUCUGGAUGAGAGCGGAGAGCAUGUGGGGAUCUGCUCAGAGGAUGGAAAGGUGCAAGUGUUUGGUCUCUACACCAGAGAGGGCUUCCAUGAGAACUUUGACUGUCCUAUUAAAGUGGUGGCUUUACAUCCUCAGUUCAGCAAGUCAAACAACAAGCAGUUUGUAACUGGAGGAAACAAGUUGCUACUGUAUGAGAGAAACUGGCUGAACCGCUGGAAGACGUCCGUUCUGCAUGAGGGAGAGGGAACCAUCACCAACGUCAAGUGGAGGGCCAAUCUCAUCGCCUGGGCUAACAACGUGGGGGUGAAGAUCUAUGACAUCAGCAGUAAGCAACGAAUCACCAAUGUGUUACGGGACAACUCCAGCUUGAGGCCUGACAUGUACCCCUGUAGCCUUUGCUGGAAAGAUAACACCACACUUAUUAUUGGCUGGGGAACUUCAGUUAAGAUUUGUGUUGUCAAGGAACGCGACCCUUCAGAAAUGAGAGAUUUACCUAGUCGCUAUGUCGAGAUUGUGUCAGCAUUUGAGACGGAGUUUUUCAUCAGCGGACUGGCCCCUUUGGCAGAUCAGCUCGUCACUCUUUACUUUGUUAAAGAGAAUUCUGAGCAUAUGGAGGAGGAGUUCCGGUCACGUCCACGUUUAGACAUCAUCCAGCCUUUGCCCGAGAGCUGUGAGGAGAUCUCGUCAGAUGCUUUGACUGUCCGCAACUUUCAGGAAAAUGAAUGCCGGGACUACAGACUGGAGCACUCGGAGGGAGAGUCUCUGUUCUACAUCAUAAGCCCUAAAGACAUUGUAGUGGCUAAAGAACGAGACCAGGAUGACCACAUCGACUGGCUGCUCGACAAGAAGAAAUAUGAGGAGGCACUAAUGGCAGCAGAGAUCAGCUUCAAGAAUAUCAAAAGGCAUGAUGUUCAGAAAAUCGGGAUGGCCUACAUCAAUCACCUGGUGGAGAAAGGGGACUAUGAUGCUGCAGCAAGAAAAUGUCAGAAAGUUCUAGGAAAAAAUAUGGACCUAUGGGAGAAUGAGGUGUACAGGUUCAAAACUAUUGGACAACUGAAGUCCAUCAGUCAGUACUUACCCAGAGGAGAUCUGCGCCUCAGACCUGCCAUUUAUGAGAUGAUCCUGCAUGAAUUCCUCAAGACUGACUAUGAUGGUUUUGCCACACUGAUCCGAGAGUGGCCAGGAGAGCUCUACAACAACAUGACUAUAGUUCAGGCAGUGACAGACCACCUAAGAAAGGACCCUACCAACAGCAUCUUGCUCACUACACUGGCUGAAUUAUACACAUAUGACCAGCGCUAUGACCGAGCUCUGGAGAUCUACCUAAAGCUGAGACACAAAGACGUCUACCAGCUUAUCCACAAACACAACCUCUUCUCUUCCAUUGAGGAUAAAAUUGUCCUCCUCAUGGACUUUGACAAGGAGAAAGCUGUUGACAUGCUGCUGGAUAAUGAAGAUAAAAUAUCUGUGGACAGAGUAGUUGAAGAGCUGAAAGACAGACCUGAGCUGUUGCAUGUGUACCUGCACAAGCUGUUUAAGCGAGAUCACCACAAGGGCCAGAGAUAUCACGAGAAGCAGAUCAGUCUUUAUGCUGAGUACGACCGGUCCAACCUUCUACCUUUCCUCAGAGACAGCACUCACUGCCCACUGGAGAAGGCCCUGGAGAUUUGCCAGCAGAGACACUUUGUGGAGGAAACAGUCUUUCUACUCAGUCGUAUGGGGAACUGUAGGCGGGCGUUGCAGAUGAUCAUGGAGGAGCUGGAAGAUGUGGAUAAAGCCAUCGAGUUUGCCAAAGAGCAGGAUGAUGUUGAACUGUGGGAGGAUCUCAUCUCUUACUCCAUAGAUAAACCGCCCUUCAUCACUGGCCUCCUGAACAACAUAGGAACCCAUGUGGACCCCAUUCUCCUAAUCCAGCGCAUUAAAGAAGGCAUGGAGAUCCCAAACCUCAGAGACUCACUCGUCAAAAUCCUGCAGGAUUACAAUCUACAGAUUUUAUUGCGAGAGGGCUGUAAGAAGAUCCUGGUAGCAGAUUCGCUCUCCCUGCUGCAAAAGAUGCACAGAACACAGAUGAGAGGCGUUCGAGUGGACGAGGAGAACAUCUGUGAAGCAUGUCAUGUCACAAUAUUACCAUCAGACACGGCUCAGCCCUUCAGUGUAGUGGUCUUCCACUGCAGGCAUAUGUUCCAUAAAGAGUGUCUCCCCUCAGCAGGAACAAUGCCAGGUGGACAGUACUGCAACAUCUGCAGUGCCAAGCGAAGAGGCCCAGGCAGCGGCAUUCUGGAGAUAAAGAAAUAGUGUCCUUCCACCUAGUGACUCCUUACAUACAUACUGCAGUCUAUCAUUUUGUUUUGCAAGUCUUGGUAAAAAAAAAAAAUGAAGUCUGGUUAACUGAGUCUCUAUUGGCACAUACUAUUUAAGAAUCUUUUUUUUUUUUUACAUUUUUGUGUGCAGAAUUGUAAGGCACUUGGUAAUUUUUUUUUGCAAGGCUUAUAAAUUGUUCCAUUUGGCAUGUAAGUAAUUUGUACACUUGUAUUUAGUUGUCAGUGAAGCAGAAAAAGAAGAAUAUGUGCAGGAGCUCACCAGUGGGUGGAUGAUCAUCUAUGUGGCUAUAAGAAGCCACAUAUUAUAAGGCCAGGCAAAGUUAUCAGUAGUUUGGCCUUUUUCUCUCACAAUAAAUUUAAUCAAUAUUGCACUGUG
Messenger RNA from Pangasianodon hypophthalmus (striped catfish), 3195 nucleotides. RefSeq names its product VPS41 subunit of HOPS complex (gene vps41). NCBI's taxonomy places the organism in Eukaryota, Metazoa, Chordata, Actinopteri, Siluriformes, Pangasiidae. The coding region runs from base 229 to 2793 and encodes 854 amino acids. The transcript is spliced from 29 exons. Gene Ontology annotation, cellular component: late endosome; HOPS complex. Gene Ontology annotation, biological process: vesicle-mediated transport; macroautophagy; protein targeting to vacuole. Gene Ontology annotation, molecular function: protein binding. The record is from RefSeq and is a predicted model, not a curated record.